UCGGUCCAUUGUCCUGGAAGGAAAGCGUUCAGACCUGUUGUCGAUGUCCGAUCAGAAAGGCGCUUCUGUGUCGCCACAGGAAGUGUCUGUGAUGCCAGCUUUGAAUGAAUUGGCGUCGCCGUGUGGUUCGAUUGCCUGAUUCCACGUCUGUUUUUUAGAUCUCGUACUACUUCUUCCUCAAAAUCCCUUCUCUGAAGUCUGCCUUCCCUGGAAAAGCAAGAUGGCAGAACCGGAUUCUCCUGACUGGGACCUGCUGUGGUAUCUGGAGACUCUUAAUGACAGGGAAUUUCAGAUUUUUAAGAAUUAUCUGCAACGCCUGAUUUGUGACUUAAACCUGCCGAAGGUCCCGCAGAUUCAUUCGGAGACGCCGAAGGAACAGCUGGCCGCCUUGCUGGCGAUCUCUUACGAGGGGCAGCACAUAUGGAACAUGCUGUUCAGCAUAUUUGAAAGGAUGCGGCAGUACCAUCUUUGUCAGAGGAUCACUGACAGACGACACCGCAAUGUGGAAGCAUGCAAAGCUCUCAUGAGGAGAAAAUUCACGCUGCAAUGGGAAAAUCAGACUCUGGGAGAAUUUCACUAUAAGUUUUUCUGUGACACUGCCGCGGAUGUGUUCUACGUGAUUCACUUGGCCUACGAUCCUACCAGCCCUUACUCAGCAAGGGAUCUCAACGUGUUCCUGAUGGGAGAGGCGGCCUCUGGCAAAACCAUGAUUGUGAGAAUGGCAGUGACGAGGUGGCUCAGCGGUGACAUGUGGCCCAACACGAUCUCGUACGUCGUUCCCCUCACUGCUCACGAAAUAAACCAGAUGAGCAGCCUCAGCCUGGCUGAGCUGAUCGCCAAGGACUGGCCUCACCGCCAGGCUCCCGUCGCAGACAUCCUGUCUGAUCCCGGGCAAGUCCUUUUCAUCCUGGAGGACUUGGACAACGUGAGUUUCCAGUUAAACAUCGACGAACACGCUUUGUGUAGCGACAGCACCCAGAGAGUUCCGAUCCCGAUCCUCCUGGUCAGUUUGCUGAGGAGAAAAAUGGCCCCAGGUUGCUGGUUCCUCAUCUCCUCGAGGUUCACCAACGAGGGUGCCGUCAACAUGUUCUGGAAAACCGCGGAUAUCUUCACGAGCUUGCAUCUCUCUAACGGUAAGAGGGAGAUCUACUUUAACUCGUUCUUCAACGACCGCCAGAAGGCUUCGGCGGCCCUCCGACUCGUUCGUGGCAACGACAUGCUCUCCGGUCUGUGCCGAGUCCCCAUCUUAUGCUGGAUCACGUGCUCUGCCCUGAGUCAGCAGAGGGACACGGGGGAGCAGGACCUCGAACUCUGCUUCCAAACCCCCACGGAUCUCCAUGCCCACUUUCUUGCGGGUGCCUUCACGUCGGAGGCUGGAGCUGCCGCCAGUGAGUAUCACCUAAACCUCCUCAAACGUCUGUGUUCGCUGGCUGCGGGAGGCCUCUUCAAAAACACCCUACAUUUCAGUCGGGAAGACUUCAGCUGUGUCGGGCUCACCGAGGCCGACGUCUCCCUGCUGCAGACCCUGAACAUUGUCCUGCCAAGCAGCACUCAUAAAGACUGCUGCACGUUCAUCCACCUGACCCUGCAGGAGUUCUGCGCGGCCAUUGCGUUCCUGAUGCCAGUGCCUCCCUGCCAGCUCCCCUCGGGCGCGAGCGGGCAUAAAGAGAAGAGGGAACAAUACUGUAACUUUAGUCAAGUGUAUUCUUUCAUUUACGGCCUUCUGAAUGAAAAGAGGAGAAGGAUUCUGGAGACGUCCUUCGGCUUCCAGCUGCCGACGGUGGACGCCUUCAGGCAGCACUCGCUGGCAUACCUGAAACACGUGGGCCGAGACGCGGAGAAGCUGACGCACCACGUGUCUCUGUUUUACUGUCUCUUUGAGAAUCGGGAGGAAGAAUUUGUUAAAAUGACUGUGGACCCUUUGCAGGAGGUUACCGUUUACCUUGAAGCCAACAAUGACAUGAUGGUCUCGUUAUACUGCCUGGGGCACUGCCGUCACGUGCAGACCCUCAAGUUGAGUGUUCAACGCAUCUUUGAAGGCAGAGAGCCAACCGUGAGGCCGACCGCUAGUCAAAUGAAGAGCCUUGUCUACUGGAGAGACCUCUGCUCUCUUUCUCGGACGAUGGAGAAUCUCCAGGAGCUGCACGUUUUCGACAGUGACCUUAACAAUCUUUCAGAAAGGAUCCUGUCUCAAGCCCUGGAGCAUCCUAGCUGCCGACUUCGCACACUUCGAUUUUCCUAUGUCUCGACGGGCACUGGUUUUGAGGACAUACUCAGCGCUGUGGCUUCUAACCGGAGCCUGACCUGCCUGAGCCUCAACUGCAUGUCCAUUUCCCUAAACAUGUUUUCACUUCUGCACGAGAUCCUGACGGAGCCCACAUGCCAAAUAACUCAUCUGAGCCUGAUGAAGUGCGACUUGCGAGCCUGUGACUGCAGACAAAUCGCCUUGCUCAUCACCAGCGGCUGCAGCCUGAGAAAACUGACCCUGUCCCACAACCCUCUGCAUGACGAUGGGGUGCACACACUGUGCGAAGCCCUGGUCCACCCCGACUGUACGCUCCGUUCGUUGGUGUUGGUCUUCUGCUGCCUCACUGCGGGUUGCUGCAACUUCCUUGGAAAAGCUUUUCUGCUCAGCCCAAGUCUCAGAGAAGUAGACCUGAGCGUGAAUCACUUAAAGAAUUAUGGAGCAUUGAUUUUGCUAUUUCCCUUGGUAUUUUCCUGUCGUUUAGAGGAGCUGCAGCUGUUUGGCUGUUUCCUUACCCCCGAGAUCUGUGAGCAAAUCGCCGUAGUUCUUGCUGCUAACGGAAACCUGAAGAGCCUGGAGCUCGGAAGCAACCACGUGGGCGAUACGGGCAUGCAGCAGAUAUGUGACGCUUUGAAAGAGCCCUCCUGCAAGUUGGCGAAUAUUGGGCUAGAGGAGUGCAUGUUAACCACUGCCUGCUGUGAUGCUCUUGCCUCUGUUUUCGCCACCAACACAACACUAAAAAGACUCAAUGUGCUUCAAAAUAGCUUCAGCAAUGAAGGAAUUGUGAAACUUCUGGAGAGCUUGAUGCACCCAAAUUGUACACUAGAGAUAGUUGGGCUUCCGUUAAGCGGCGUGAGCACAGAAACCCAGCAGUUGCUGAGGACCGUAAAGGAAAGAAAACCCGAGUUGAUCUUUCUGUCCGAAACUUGGUCUGCAAAAGAAGGCAGAGAAAUCGGUGUGAGGCCGUCUUCUCGGCUGAGUUCAGAAAUACCUCAUUGUAAUUUACAGAACAUGUUUUCUGAAUUUUCUCCAACCCUGUAGAGGCACAUGCAGCAUCCAGGCACCUGGUUCUGUCAUGUUCUACAUAAACCACAUUCGUUAUAAAUGACUACCACGACUGGAAUGCAGGAGAAUUGGGGUUAUGACUUUCCCGUUUUCUGUGUG
Molecule: messenger RNA, 3409 nt
Organism: Callithrix jacchus (white-tufted-ear marmoset)
Lineage: Eukaryota; Metazoa; Chordata; Mammalia; Primates; Cebidae
Gene: NLRP11
Product: NLR family pyrin domain containing 11
Biological process (GO): regulation of inflammatory response
Cellular component (GO): cytoplasm
Molecular function (GO): protein binding
Source: RefSeq, a predicted model, not a curated record